GAUGAUCGAGCGAGCGAGCCACCGACGGUUGGCGGGUCAACCCCCCGCCGCGACGGCCUCUCCGAAGAUGCCGCGGUCGCUGUCGUACCGUCUUCACGACGCCCUUAACGUCCCCCUCGUAGGCGCACUAUCAUCGAUGUGCAUCGCUGGGCUCAUCGGCGCGAUGGACGCGCACCUCGUGACGAAGAUCUUCAUCACCUACAUUGCGAUCGACACGACGUGGAUCGCAUUUUCACCAAGCGCUGUCCCGCGAUACGCGUGGGCGAUCGUGAUACAUCACGUCCUGACUUUCAUGAUUCUUCUGCACCCGCUACGGUUCCCAGAACACGCUAUUGAGACCUGCAGGGACGGGAUCGUGGAGUUGAACACGUUCUUCCUAAUCGCACGGCGGCAGCUCACCCGAGGAUCCGCUCUGAACCGUCUGUGCGACCUCUGCUACCAUCUUACGCUCUCGAUCAGGUUCUUUUGGCAGCCAUACCUUAUCUACCACUUCAGAUACAUAACGCACAUGGACCAGGGGUACACCGUUCGAGAGCACUACAUGGUGAUGAUAUCCCAAGUCAUGCUGUGCGUGUUUAACAUCCUUAUCGUCUUGCCGGGCUUUAUGGGGAAUAUGAAGAAGAACAGGAAGACGGAAGCAAGCGGAGAGGAAAUCAAGUUAGAGUAAGGUAGAGUGAGGAGCUUGUCUGUGGCUUCAAGGGCGGAGCCGCAGCGGCGGACGACGAAGACGAGACAUUUGAUGCGCGUGCGAGUAGAGAACUCGAGAGGGAGGGUGACCGAAACGUAGCUAAUAACACUUAUAAGAUAAUCGCAGGUUUCAUUUCUUGCGG
Molecule: messenger RNA, 830 nt
Organism: Micromonas pusilla CCMP1545
Lineage: Eukaryota; Viridiplantae; Chlorophyta; Mamiellophyceae; Mamiellales; Mamiellaceae
Exons: 2
Coding region: 2-667 (221 amino acids)
Source: RefSeq, a predicted model, not a curated record